AUUAGAUUCUAAAAUGUUCCGUCGAGAGCAACUUCAUACCUGUCUAAUUCUAACCGUUUGUUUAGCCUUAGGGUCCAGCCUUGCCGGGGAUGAUGAUGAUGAGAUAGACUCAAAUUAUUUUCGAGAUGGAGAUAUUACGGAAGAUUUUAAGCAUAUUCGAAAACACCUGGAAGGAAUCAUCGACGUGAAUAAGCACGAUAUCGAAAAAAUGUCGGUACCCCAAGUGCUCUUUCAUUACUUCAAGUCCCACGAUUUCGACGAUAAUAAUAGACUAGACGGCUUAGAAUUGAUGGAAGCGAUGAGUCAUUCUAUAGAAUCUACUAUGAAGUUACGCUUGGGAGAUGAUUUUGAAAAUGUCAAGGACAUGCAAAUCAGAAGAAGAGCUAUUCGUUUGGUUGACCGAAUACUACGCGACGACGACAUCAAUGGAGACGGUUACAUAGGAUAUAGGGAAUUCGCAAAGUCGACAAGACUUAAUAAAGUUCUUAAGCGUUUGUAA
Molecule: messenger RNA, 499 nt
Organism: Dimorphilus gyrociliatus
Lineage: Eukaryota; Metazoa; Annelida; Polychaeta; Dinophilidae
Source: the annotation of a GenBank genome assembly